GUGAUGAGAUCGAGGUCUUUUUCUUUUUGGUUUCAGUCAUCAUCAAGAUUAAUGGACGAUCGAAACCAGCCGCAUUGAUUUCCAUCAAUAUUUUUGAAUUUUGAGAGGUUUUGAAAGAGUCAAGGAGUCUAAGUCUUUCUGAUGCGGGUCAAUAGGGAAGAUGGGUAGGAAAAUCCCUCACCUCAGUACUUUCUUCUGCUGUGGUGUUGAGGAAUUUCCCAAAGCACAGACCAAUUAUCACAUGGGAACCCCGGACUUGCUCUAAUCUCACCCCCCCGUUUUACGAGUCUUCCAUAUACAAUUUCCAAGUCAACUACCGUGUUCAACUGAUCAGAAACUCAAUGUUAUAUAGUGAAGAAACAAGGCCAUGAAGUUGUUCAAACACGUUAUUUCAUUUUUGAGCAAGGAUUUCUUAGUGGCCUUCUUUGUUUUUCUCCGGUGAAUUGGGAAUUUUCGGAUGGCUUCUGUCUUUCUCUUCGUUUUCUCUCUUCUCUCACACUUCGUGCUGCUUCUUUCGGCUCAGGAUGAAAUGGGAGACACCCAAAGAUGUGCACCCUUUCGCUGUGGACAUCUGGGGGAGAUUCACUUUCCAUUCACCAAUAACACAAACCCCGAAUGCGGUGUGUUAUUAGAUUGUCGGGAACAGAAUCCGACGAUAGUACUGGAGGGAAGACCAUAUGAAGUUCGAGGCAUCUCACAAAAAUCACCAGAUAACACCAUUAUAAUACAUAUCUCUGACUCACAUCUUUCGAAGUACUUGGAAUCCAAUACAUGCGAAUCCUUAACUAAUUUGACUUUUCGCAGCUCUCCUUCGUUCAUCUCUUUUGAAAUCGCCACACCCAAUCAGACAUUUUUUAAAUGCCAUCGCCCUCCCGAUAUUCCUCCCCCUACAAAUUUUAAAACAAAGAGCUGCAAGGACGACUAUAAUAUCUACUAUAGUAAUUCAAGCGACAGUUUUCCUACUUCUCUUCCUGGAUGUUCAAUUAUUCAGCUCCCAAAGAAUAUGAGUCUAGAUCAUCCUCCGUCGCCAGGUGAUGAUGACCUGUUUAGGCUUUUAACCCCUGAGUUCGACCUUCGGGUGCGUGUCUUUUGGGAAUGUUACAAAUGUCAUGAAAGAGGCGUUCCAUGUAAGCCAGGCCAUGACGGAAAACUUUCUUGUGACGAGGGAGGGAUCAGUAAAAAAAUGAAACUGGCGAUCGCAUUAGGUGUCGGAGGUGCAGUCAUCUUAAUAAUUUGCGCUUUCUUUAUUAUCCGGCAUCAUUACAAGAAAAAAUACGCUUCUUCAAACAUGCUGGCAAAGAAUGCUAAUUCUGAUCCAUCCUCAAGAUCAGACCUGGAAGGGGGGAGUCUCUACUAUGGAGUCCCUGUUUACUCCUACAGCGAACUUGAAGAAGCGACCGAUAAUUUUGAUAUUGAAAAAGAACUUGGAGAUGGAGGAUUUGGAAUUGUCUACUAUGGAAAACUCCGUGAUGGGCGGGAAGUUGCAGUCAAGCGCCUAUACGAGCACAACUACAGACGAGUAGCACAGUUCAUGAAUGAAGUUGAAAUCCUCACCCGCUUGCGCCACAAAAAUCUUGUCUCCCUUUAUGGCUGCACCUCACACCGCAGCCGUGAACUUCUUCUUGUGUAUGAAUAUAUUCCCAAUGGCACUGUUGCUGACCAUAUUCAUGGAGAACGAGCGACACCAGGUUCACCCACAUGGGCUACACGUAUGAGCAUCGCCAUUGAAACUGCUAGUGCAUUGUCUUACCUCCAUGCUUCUGAAAUCAUACAUCGGGAUGUGAAGACUAACAACAUCCUCCUUGACAACAAUUUCUGCGUCAAAGUUGCAGAUUUCGGGCUUUCUCGGCUGUUCCCAACUGAUGUUACCCAUGUCUCAACAGCUCCUCAAGGGACUCCAGGCUAUGUUGAUCCCGAAUAUCACCAAUGUUAUCAGCUUACUACUAAGAGUGAUGUUUACAGCUUUGGCGUGGUCCUUAUUGAGCUCUUAUCAUCUCUGCCGGCUGUUGAUAUGGCUAGGCAUAGGCAUGAGAUUAACUUGGCUAACUUGGCCAUAAACAAGAUUGAAAAAUCCGCAUUCCAUGAGUUGAUCGACCCACAUCUUGGAUUUGAAUCGGAUAAAGAAGUUGAAAGGAUGACCAUUUCGGUGGCACAGUUGGCUUUUCAAUGUAUACAACAGGACAAGGAAACGAGACCUUGCAUGGAUGAGGUCUUGGAGGCUUUGAAGCAGAUUCAAAGUGGUAAUGAUGCAGCGGAGGAUCGAGAGAAGGGAUUUGAUGAUGAUGGGAUCACGAAUGUAAAGCCACAGAUUUCGCCGGAAUCUGAUGAGGUUGGAUUGUUGACGAAUAGACUGCUGCCACCUUCACCAAUUUCUGUGACCGCUGAUUGGACUAGUAGGUCUACUACACCUAAUAUCAGUAGUUAAGUUUGUUCUCCAUGCUGCUAAGUUUUCGAGUAGGGAUAAGAAUAUGUUUUAACACCUAUCAGACGCAAAUGAGUGGGUUGAAAUUUCAUUUUCUUCUCAUCUACUCGUUCUGUUGUUCAUGGAAGGCAUAUUGUUGAUAGGUUAAAGUUUUGGGGGAAUGUACAUAAUAUGAAUGGAGUUAUUAGAAGCAUUCAUAUAUAUAUAUAUAUAGCAGGAAUUUCGGAUUAUUUGUUU
Messenger RNA from Alnus glutinosa, 2659 nucleotides. Its product is annotated as LEAF RUST 10 DISEASE-RESISTANCE LOCUS RECEPTOR-LIKE PROTEIN KINASE-like 1.1. Gene Ontology annotation, biological process: protein phosphorylation. The coding region runs from base 458 to 2425 and encodes 655 amino acids. Lineage: Eukaryota; Viridiplantae; Streptophyta; Magnoliopsida; Fagales; Betulaceae. Gene Ontology annotation, molecular function: ATP binding; polysaccharide binding; protein kinase activity. The record is from RefSeq and is a predicted model, not a curated record. The transcript has 4 exons.